This is a messenger RNA of Aspergillus niger, 2730 nucleotides long. RefSeq lists its product as uncharacterized. The transcript has a single exon. Bases 1 to 2730 code for a protein of 909 amino acids. The record is from RefSeq and is a predicted model, not a curated record. Lineage: Eukaryota; Fungi; Ascomycota; Eurotiomycetes; Eurotiales; Aspergillaceae.
AUGGAGCAGAUGCAGGAUCUGCAAAAGCUUGGGUAUGAAACAACAGUGGCCAAGAAACAACAAGACGCCUUACAACUGGCGGUAUCCCGGAUUGCACAGGAGGUGCAGGCAGAAGUUGUCGACCAAUUUCCGGAGCCAGAAACAUCCGCCAGCAAGGUCUCUGGCACCGAAAACGGUCUGCGCCAGCAGGUUAUCGAUCACCUUUCGAAGACUAAACUAGCGAAGCAUCUCGACAACGAACAGGAAAAAGCCCUCGCCACACUCAGGGCUGAAAUCAAACAGAAUCCCGAGCUAAGAUUGACUGACAAGGAGAUUGAUGAAUUGUUGAAGGUUCACUGUGCUUUGUUCAUGGCCCAGCCACUCAGGCGACUGAAGAACGCAAAAGAAACAAUCUACAGAGAUCUCAAAGAUCGUGAAUUCCGGCUGCUUGUUUUGUGCAGCGCACCCAACAAAUAUCACCCCCUCAUCGCCCGUCUCCAAAAGGACAUAUUCCGAAAGGAGGCUUCUGACGUAGACAGCCUGGAUGAGAAGAGAGAUUACGCCGCGCUUUCCUACUCCUGGGGCGAUGGGUCAGCGGACCACCACAUCUACUUGCUUCCAGAGGGGACCGACCGAAUUGAGGAUUCACUUUCCCUGCCAAUCCGAGAAAACCUCUUCUGUGCAUUGCACCGAUUACGGAGGAAAGACCAGAAUGUUACCCUGUGGGUGGAUGCCUUGUGCAUUGACCAGGAAAAUAACGCAGAGAAAACCCGCCAGCUCGGGUGCAUGGUCGACAUUUAUGGUCAGGCCAGGAUGGUCUGUAUCUGGCUGGGUGAGAGUGACAAUGAAAGAAGAAGUGAUAAGGCGAUGGAUUUCAUCCCGCAGUUGGUAGACAUGGCGACUUUGGACGCCAACACUGACGGCAAGGACCAUGCUCACCAGUGGGCGGCUCUUUCAGAGCUUACCCGAGAUCCCUGGUUUGCUAGACGAUGGAUUGUCCAAGAGAUCUCACUCGCAAGUAAGGCCGUUGUAUAUUGUGGUGAGAAGAUGGUCCAUUGGGAUGUGCUUGUCGAUGCUAUUGCCCUUCUGGUGGCCAACGAAGAGCGCGUCAGAGCCUUGUUCGAUCCUUCAAAAUGGCGAUAUGGGCGCAAUACACUAGGGGAGAUUCAGUUUUCGAGCGCAAACAUUCUUCUCGAGGUGAUAAGUAGCCUGUUUCCAACUACCGAGGACCGCAGCAAACACAAACCGUUGAAAAGUCUGGAAUACCUGGUAACAACUCUGCAAACCUUCGACGCCAGCGACCCACGCGAUCUGAUAUACGCCCUAGUGCAUAUUUCGCGUGACUAUUCAGAGGGGAGGAUCACAAUGGGUCACCAGCUUACGGAGAAGCAGCAAAGCCUUGAAGAGUUGGAUCAGCCCACAGAGAAGCAGCAGAGCUAUGAAAAGGUGCAACAAACCCAGCCCCAAUUACACAUAGACUAUGGGACACCCAUCCCUACCGCGUUCAAGCAAUUCACUGAAUAUUGCGUGAAGUUAUCCGGCUCGCUAGACAUCAUCUGUCGCCCUUGGGCGAAAAAACCCAAAUCCCAGGAAUGGUCUCUGCUCAAGACUUCCGAGGAAUGUCUAUACAACAAUCUACUUCCAAGCUGGGUUCCUCUGCUGGAGAACGCAGAGUUUGGUGGCCCUGGACAGUCACACAAAGGUCGAAAGAAUGGACGAAGCUUUGUCGGGACGGUAGGCCAGCCGAUCUACAACGCCUCCAAUAACAUGCAAGCAAAGAAUGUCAUAUUCAGCGAAGAGCCAAUGUCUAUGAAAGUGACUGGCUUGCUUCUGGGAACGGUGGAAGAAGUUUCCCCGCGUUGUAGUGGAGGCGUGGUCUUCCGAGAGUCUCUCAGGCUCGGUGGCUGGGAAGGAAUCGACCAUGGUCCCAAGGUUGUCCCGGCUAAGAUAUGGCGGACCUUGAUUGCGGAUAGAACUUCGAACGGACUGUCCCCUCCCCCUUGGUAUCAACGAGCUUGUCUGAGAAGUCUCGAAAUAGCUGACAUGUUUAGCGGUGGUGACCUGAAUACUGGACAACUCUCAGAUGAGGUAGUCUUCGUGCGGGACUACCUUAGAAGGGUCCGAGAAGUGACAUGGAAUCGUUGCUUUUUCAAGGCAGCGGGUCAUGAAGAUGCGCAUAUCUCUGACAAGCAUCAUGCUACAGGUGACGAUAAGGCCAAGGUCGAACUGCAAGCUUCCAAUUAUGGCGAUGGUAUGCCUGAUAUUAUGGUCGAAAUUACAGACCAAAUUCAACACAAAGAAAAUCUCGAUACCGAUUUGAGUAUUAUAGAUGCUGAAAAGCUCGUACAGGAUGGAGAAGCAACUGAACAGGCUGGAAAUGAGAAUCCGGUACAUGUCAGCAAGGGGGUAGAUUAUCCGAAUGUCCUCAUACACAAUGAACCAAACAUGGAGAUGUUGACGGUCACACCUUCGGAGAAAAUAGGGCGCAACUACACGUCUGGACAAGAAGCGGAGUCGAACUCAGAAAGGACGGCAGACUGUUUUGGUAUUUGCCCAAGAAAUACAUCCAUCAAGGAUAAAGUGUGUAUUCUGUUCGGGUGCAGUGUUCCGGUUAUUUUGCGCCCACUAGGGAAAGAUACCUAUGAGCUCGUUGGUGAGGCAUAUGUCCAUGGCGUGAUGAAUGGGGAGGUGGUCAAAAACAUGGAGGAAGAAGUGUUGAAGAGGUCGACGAAAAUAUUUGACAUCAGAUGA